AUGGACGUCAAGAAGAAGUACGAGCUCGAGGCCGCCCUCGCGACAGAAGCGCAGGCGAUUUCGUCUGGGCAGCUGAAGGAGGAGAACCCGCUGGACCUGAGCGAUGACUUUAGGUUGUUCUGCGAGGCGUGUCGGCGGGGUGACUUGAAGGUCUGCCAGGAGAUGAUUUCGCAGGGUGUAAACCUCAACGCGCGAGACAAAUACGAUUACACACCUUUGAUUCUUGCCAGUCUGUGCGGUCACUACGAGGUUAUUCGACUGCUUCUUGAGAAUGGUGCGCUCUGUGAGCGCGAUACCUUCCAGGGCGAACGAUGCUUAUACAACGCACUCAACGACCGCAUACGAAACCUGCUGCUUUCUUAUGACUACGCGAAGUCAACGAACCCUCUGCAACCGCUUGCGGCGCACAUCACCUCGCUCCUCACACGACCAUCACCGAAGACUGCCGACAUUGCGAUCACUGCGUUCGACCAGACCUUCUAUUUGCACAAGUUCUUGCUGGCAGCUCGGUCGCCGUACUUCGCGAAAAAGUUGGCAGCAGCACCGUCUACAACAUCAUGGAAGCUGCCGGACAAAAUACCUGCAGAGUCGCUGGGAAUGGCAUUGCAGUAUCUGUACUUCCAGGAGGUGUCCAUACGGCGGGCGUUGUUAGGCCUGAGUGAUGAACAAGAGCUUGUAGUCCUCAACGGCAUCGAUAAGGUUGGCAAGCAACUGGAAACCGAGCGGUUGUUCGAAGACAUCACAGAGAUCGACGAUCGUAGACGAUUACGGCAGCGCAGAGCAGAUGAACUGUCAAGAGGCCGAGAUCAGCUGGAUGAUUGGUUCCAGAACAACAUUGUGAAGCACAAGAGGGUCGUCGACACAGACAAGGUCGACAACAUCAAGUGGGACCGCGAAAAUUCCAUCUUUGCCGAUAUUCUACUGCGCGCAGACGACGAUGAAGAACUCGAGCCUGAGCAAUCUGGCACUUCGACCCCUACUACAAGGACCAUAAAUGGACCGCUCAACGGCCUCCCCGUUGGCCCCAGACAGUCGAGAUCUCCGUCACGGCAGCGCAAGCCUCGCAAAUCGACCGUAUACCCUGCGCACCGCGCGAUGCUGUUGCGAUCAGAAUACUUCUUGACAAUGUUCAGCUCAGAGUUCAAGGAGGCGCAAGAGACACCACACCUACAAGUCAUCACUGUAGACUGCUCGCCUGCUGUCCUUGAGACGAUCCUGACCUUCAUGUACACUGAACGUGCAGAUUUCGGCCUCGAUAUUGCUAUCGACGUACUCUUCGCAGCAGACAUGCUGUUCAUCGAAAAGUUGAAGCAACGCGCUGCCAUUAUCAUCUCUGCGUUGGGUAAUGGCUCUACAUCAGCCGUGGAAUCUGACAACCCUCGUGGUGCGACUGAUGCAGACGAGACGGUUGACAUCUACGAGGUUCUCCAGGCUGGUUGGGAAACGAAAGUACAGCGUUUGGAAGAGUUUGCAGCACGGUACAUCGCCUACCGACUCGAGUUCUACAUCGACGAGCCUGAGUUCGCGCAGAUUGUUCAAGAGUCAGCCAACAGGGUCAAGGCGCGUCAAGAGACAGAUACGGUCGAACUGGUCGACGAUAUUCGGUACUACCUGUCGGAGCGCUUCAGGCUUCGAUUCGAAGACAGUGGGCUUGACGAAAUGAUGGAUGAAGAUGCCGCGGUCAAGGCUGCUGAGAAAGACCUCGGCCUUGCUGUGGAUGACUUGUCUUUGGAGGACAAGAAGAAAGACGAGCAGGCUCCUCCCGUCGAGCAGCAAAUUGCUGCUGGUGCUAUACGGACUCUCGAUGGUGAGAUCAUCGGCGACGAGUUCUUGCAGGACGCUCAGAACUAUCAGAUCUUGCUGGGUAAGAUUGAUAGUCUGCUGGAGAGGCUCAACCUAGACGCUUAG
This is a messenger RNA of Macroventuria anomochaeta, 1908 nucleotides long. RefSeq lists its product as uncharacterized. Gene Ontology annotation, cellular component: cytoplasm; ubiquitin ligase complex. The record is from RefSeq and is a predicted model, not a curated record. The transcript is spliced from 2 exons. Gene Ontology annotation, molecular function: protein binding. Lineage: Eukaryota; Fungi; Ascomycota; Dothideomycetes; Pleosporales; Didymellaceae. Bases 1 to 1908 code for a protein of 635 amino acids.